GAGAGAUUCAUUUUCCGGCGAAACAAACCAGAAAAAACCAAAAUGUUUAUCGAGAGUUUUAGGGUUGAGUCCCCAAACGUAGAGUACACUGAGAAUGAGAUUCACUCCGUGUACACCUACGAGACCACUGAGCUUGUCCAUGAGAACAGAAAGGGCACAUAUCAGUGGAUUGUUAAACCCAAGUCUGUCAAAUACGAAUUCAAGACUGAUGUCCAUGUCCCCAAACUAGGGGUAAUGCUUGUUGGAUGGGGUGGAAACAACGGCUCAACCCUAACCGCUGGUGUUAUUGCUAAUCGAGAAGGAAUCUCUUGGGCAACCAAGGACAAGGUGCAACAAGCCAAUUACUUCGGCUCACUCACGCAAGCCUCGUCAAUCCGUGUUGGGUCUUUCAAUGGGGAAGAGAUUUAUGCUCCAUUCAAGAGCCUUCUUCCCAUGGUGAACCCUGAUGACAUUGUGUUUGGGGGUUGGGACAUAAGUGACAUGAACUUAGCAGAUGCGAUGGCCAGGGCUAGAGUCCUGGACAUUGAUCUGCAAAAGCAACUCAGGCCUUACAUGGAGUCGAUGAUCCCACUCCCUGGUAUCUAUGAUCCUGAUUUCAUUGCUGCUAAUCAAGGUUCGCGUGCAAACAACGUGAUCAAGGGGACUAAGCAGGAACAAGUCCAGCAGAUCAUCAAAGACAUUAGAGAGUUCAAGGAGAAGAACAAAGUGGACAAGGUGGUCGUGCUGUGGACCGCCAACACUGAGAGGUACAGUAGUGUGAUUGAGGGGCUAAACGACACCGUUGAGAACCUUUUGGGUUCGGUGGAGAAGAAUGAAGCUGAGAUAUCCCCUUCCACCUUGUAUGCCAUAGCUUGUGUGAUGGAAAAUGUCCCUUUCAUAAAUGGAAGUCCACAAAAUACUUUUGUCCCAGGGCUCAUCGAUUUGGCUAUUAGGAGGAACACUUUGAUUGGUGGGGAUGACUUCAAGAGUGGUCAGACCAAAAUGAAAUCUGUUCUUGUUGAUUUUCUAGUUGGAGCUGGUAUCAAGCCAACAUCAAUUGUGAGCUACAACCAUCUUGGAAACAAUGAUGGUAUGAAUCUUUCAGCUCCACAAACCUUCAGGUCCAAGGAAAUCUCCAAGAGCAAUGUUGUGGAUGAUAUGGUCUCGAGCAAUGGCAUCCUGUUUGAGCCUGGUGAGCACCCUGAUCAUGUUGUGGUGAUCAAGUAUGUGCCCUAUGUGGCGGAUAGCAAGAGAGCUAUGGAUGAGUACACAUCUGAGAUAUUCUUGGGUGGGAAGAACACCAUUGUGAUGCACAACACCUGUGAGGACUCCCUCUUGGCUGCUCCUAUCAUUCUGGAUUUGGUUCUGCUUGCUGAGCUGAGCACUCGUAUUCAGCUAAAAUCUGAAGCUGAGGCAAAGUUCCACUCUUUCCAUCCUGUGGCUACUAUUCUGAGUUACCUCACCAAGGCACCUCUUGUUCCACCGGGAACACCAGUGGUGAAUGCACUCUCAAAGCAGAGGGCAAUGCUUGAGAACAUACUGAGGGCUUGUGUUGGCUUGGCUCCAGAGAACAACAUGAUCUUGGAGUACAAAUGAAGCAAUCUAGCCAGCUAGAGAUAUUCGAAGAUUCAAGUGAUUCGAAUUCAAACUGUUCAACUAAUCACCCUCGCUCUCGCUCUCCCUCUCUCUUUUAUUUAGUGUGUUGUUCACAGAUGGUUUGAGUAGUCUUUCAAUUUUCUAUGUGGAGAAUGUUUCCAUGGCAUGUGUAGUGCAGUUGCUUCUAGCUCCUUCAGAAGCAAAGCAACUCUUUUGUAAUGGAAAUAUAUAGAUAAUAUUGGACAGUCUAAUUAUGUGCCUGA
Messenger RNA from Argentina anserina (silverweed cinquefoil), 1838 nucleotides. Its product is annotated as inositol-3-phosphate synthase. The coding region runs from base 43 to 1575 and encodes 510 amino acids. Lineage: Eukaryota; Viridiplantae; Streptophyta; Magnoliopsida; Rosales; Rosaceae. Gene Ontology annotation, cellular component: cytoplasm. Gene Ontology annotation, biological process: phospholipid biosynthetic process; inositol biosynthetic process. The record is from RefSeq and is a predicted model, not a curated record. The transcript has 8 exons. Gene Ontology annotation, molecular function: inositol-3-phosphate synthase activity.